UUGUUAAAUAAUACAGAGAGUUUUGGCUCAGCCGAAAUAGUUAGAAAGUCAAGCAAGCAACCCCAUCCGCACGCAACCCAUUAUUGGACCGCAAACCUUUACCGCCAUAUAAGUCCUCCCGAAUAAGAUUCAACCAACAGAGAGAGAAUAUCUGGUAUUGGUAGGUAUCGAAUCCAAGGAGGAGAAGAAGGUUGAAGAAACGAGCAGCAACGAGAAUCUCCGAAGUUGGUUGAAGGAACACAGAAAGAUGCCGACUUUGACGAAGCUGUAUACAAUGCAAGAAGCGUCGCAGCACAACACCAAAGACAACUGCUGGGUCGUCAUCGAUGGCAAGGUGUAUGAUGUGUCAACCUAUUUGGACGACCACCCUGGUGGAGACGACGUACUCCUGGCUGCAACUGGACGAGAUGCCACCGAAGAUUUUGAAGAAGCUGGGCACAGCAAAACUGCCAGGGAGGAAAUGAGAGCCUUAUGCAUUGGAGAACUUGACACCACUUCCUCGGAUAUUCCAGAGCUAGAGAUUUUCCCCGAGAAUCAGCCACCGGGCUAUCCCAAGAAGCUUGCCAAUUUGACAAAGCGAUACUGGGCUGUUCCGGUGGCUGUUGUUGGCAUCUCCGUGGUUAUUGGAGUCUUGUACUGGCGCAAGAAGUGAUCAUCCAAUACAAUUUUGCCCUUGUUAUACAACUCAAGGGGAAGGUUCAUCACAAUUUUGAAUGGAGGCAACACAAAGCCAACCAGGCUCCUCGCUUUGUGAGGGUUAGGGAAACGUCUUUUCAGAAUGGUAUUGAGGAAUAUGCAGAUGUAUAUCGUGAUUGAAAAUUUUGAACGUAUGGAUUUCAAAUAUGAAAUUUACAAAUUAUAUGGAGAUUGUAUGUCAUUGAGGUUAGGGGAAAUCCAUGACUUGUUUGUUUGUGA
This is a messenger RNA of Malus domestica (apple), 915 nucleotides long. RefSeq names its product cytochrome b5. Gene Ontology annotation, cellular component: membrane; intracellular membrane-bounded organelle. The record is from RefSeq and is a predicted model, not a curated record. Lineage: Eukaryota; Viridiplantae; Streptophyta; Magnoliopsida; Rosales; Rosaceae. Gene Ontology annotation, molecular function: heme binding.